Sphaeramia orbicularis (orbiculate cardinalfish) is the source of this 2389-nucleotide messenger RNA. Its product is annotated as neurofilament light polypeptide-like. The transcript is spliced from 4 exons. The record is from RefSeq and is a predicted model, not a curated record. The coding region runs from base 150 to 2126 and encodes 658 amino acids. Lineage: Eukaryota; Metazoa; Chordata; Actinopteri; Kurtiformes; Apogonidae. Gene Ontology annotation, molecular function: structural constituent of postsynaptic intermediate filament cytoskeleton. Gene Ontology annotation, biological process: neurofilament bundle assembly. Gene Ontology annotation, cellular component: cytoplasm; intermediate filament; axon.
UCAGUGUCUUGCUAUAAAAGCGCACUCUGCUGCAGCAGUGAGCAGUCGAGGCUUAAACCUGAGCCCUGCAUACACCUCCACACACACAUACACACACACACACACAAUAAGAGGAGAGGGAGAGCAGCCUGUCCUCCCAACACUCAGCCAUGAGUAGCAUCGGAUAUGACCCCUACUAUUCCACCUCUUCAUACCGACGGUGGUAUGUGGAAGCUCCCCCUCGUGUGGUGGUGACCAGAGGGAGGACCCACUCCGUCUACUCUUCCCACGCCUCCCCGUUGUCCUCUUCCCGUCUGCAGUACUCUUCUCCCAGCCGGGUGCUGCUCUCCUCCUCCUCACCACCAGCCUCUUCGUUGGAGCUGGAGCUCAGCCAGGCAGCCCAGAUCAGCUCAGAGUUCCGCACCGUACGCACCCAGGAGCGCUCCCAGCUGCAGGAUCUCAACGACCGAUUUGCCGGCUUCAUUGAGAGAGUGCGUGAACUGGAGCAGCAGAAUCGUGCUUUGGAGGCAGAGCUGCUGCUGCUGAGGCAGAGGCACACCGAACCGUCCCGCCUGAGAGCACUGUAUGAGCAAGAGGCCCGGUCCUUGAGAGCCGCCGUAGAUGAGGCCAGAGCAGAACAGCAGGCUGUGCUCAGCCAGAGGGAGCGACUGGAGCAGACCCUGAGCGCCCUGCAAGGUCGAUAUGAGGAGGAAGUGUUGGCUCGUGAAGAAGCUGAGGGCAGGCUGAUGGAGGCCCGUCGUGAGGCUGACCAGGCUGCCUUGGCCAAAGCCGAGCUGGAAAAGAAUGUUGAAUCUCUGCUGGAAGAGCUGGCCUUCCUCAAGAGGAUUCAUGAAGGAGAGCUGGCCGAGCUGCAGGCCCAAGUCCAUCUGGGGGUCCAGGUUGCAGUCGAAUCUGAGGCCGCCGCUCCUGACCUGUCUGGGGCCCUUAGGGACAUAAGGGCCCAAUAUGAGAGGCUGGCAGCGAGGAACAUGCAGGCGGCAGAGGAGUGGUUCAGAGGGAAGGUGGGCUCUCUGACUGAAACUGUCGCCCAGCACACUGACGCCGUGAAGAGCUCCAAGGAUGAAGCAGGGGAGUACAGACGCCAGCUGCAGACCCGACUGCUGGAGAUCGAUGCAUGCAGGGGCUUCAACGAAUCCCUGGAGAAACAGCUACAUGAGAUGGAGGAGAAGCAGAGUGCUGAAAUAGCAGCAAUGCACGAUACCAUAGCAGAGCUGGAGAAUGAGCUUAGGGGCACCAAACAGGAAAUGGCUCGCUACCUUAAGGAAUACCAAGACCUUCUGAAUGUCAAAAUGGCUCUGGACAUUGAGAUUGCUGCAUACAGGAAGCUCCUGGAGGGGGAGGAGUCUCGUUUCAACGUAGGCGUGGCCGGAGGAGUGUCGUCUCUGUACGGCCACAGUUUGUCAGCGCCGUCCUUCAGCCGACCCGUUUUCUCCAGCCUGAGCUCCGGCACCUCCUACCUGGUGACAUCACGCCUGCUCAGCUCCAGUGUCAGCACCACCGAAGGGAUCAUCUCUGCCAGUCAAGCCCAGCAAGCAGAGGCCAGCCCACCUGCUGAAGAGGAAGAGGAGGAAGAGGAGGUGAAGGAGGAGGAGGAGGAGAAGGAGAAGGAAGAGGGAGGAGAGGAAGAAGCAGAAGAAGGACAGGAGGAGGAGGAGGAGAAAGAAGGUGAAGAAGGAGGAGAGGAGGAAGGAGAGAAAGAAGAGGAAGAGGAGGCUAAAGAAGGAGAUGAAGAAACUAAGGAGGAAGAGGAGGGUGGUGAUGAGGAAGAGCAAAAGGAGGAAGGAGCGGAAACAGCAGAAGACGAAGGAGAGAAAGAUGACAAAGGUGAGGAAGAGGAGGCCGAAGUGAAAGAAGAAGCACAAGAAGAAGAAGAAAAAGCACAAGGAGGUGAGGCCGACGCAAAAGAAGAAGAAAAAGAAGAAAAGGAGGAAGAACCGAAAAAGGCUGAAGAGAAAGAAGACAAAACCGAUGCCAAGAAGGAGGACAAAACCGAUGACAAAGAGGAAAAAGCUGCUCCCAAAAAAGACGACAAAGCUGAUGCCAAAAAGGAGAAAUCUGAUGAAAAAGCAGACAAACCCGCAGCUGCAGAAGUAAAGAGCAAAGAUGACACAAAGGGGAAGAAGUAAGCAACAAGCCUCAGCAAGUUUCAGUGUCCACAUACAAUCCUCAACUCGAUUUCCAGUAGAGGCUUCUCCACUAGGCUCUCCAGUCUGCUUGUUAACACGGUGCUCAAACAAAACAGUUCAAUAGCCAUUUACAGCAACAAAUCAAGGUUAUCUGCUUGCCAAUAUCCAGAUAAGUCCACGGCGGUGUUGGCCUGCUGAAUGUAACAUUAAAGGCUGAAUGUAUGUGUGUGUUUUGGUGGAUAAAUAAACACUUCUAAAAGUAA